Cordyceps fumosorosea ARSEF 2679 is the source of this 1590-nucleotide messenger RNA. Its product is annotated as cytochrome P450 51. Gene Ontology annotation, biological process: ergosterol biosynthetic process. The transcript is spliced from 3 exons. Gene Ontology annotation, molecular function: heme binding; iron ion binding; oxidoreductase activity, acting on paired donors, with incorporation or reduction of molecular oxygen. NCBI's taxonomy places the organism in Eukaryota, Fungi, Ascomycota, Sordariomycetes, Hypocreales, Cordycipitaceae. The record is from RefSeq and is a predicted model, not a curated record. Bases 1 to 1590 code for a protein of 529 amino acids.
AUGGGUGUCCUCCAGAUCGCGGCCAACCACCCGCUCAUGCACGCCUUCCAGGCCCAGAGCAUCGUCGUUCAGUCCGCCGUCCUCUUCUUUGGCGUGAUCGCGCUCUCUGUUAUCCUCAAUGUCGCCGGCCAGAUCCUAUUCCGGAACAAGAACGAGCCGCCAAUGGUCUUCCACUGGUUCCCCUUUAUCGGCAGCACCAUCACCUACGGCAUGGACCCUCCCACCUUUUUCCACGUGAACCGUAAAAAGUACGGUGACGUCUUCACCUUUAUCCUCCUCGGCAAGAAAACCACCGUCGCGGUCGGCCCUGCCGGCAACGAAUUCAUCCUCAACGGCAAGCUCAAGGACGUCAAUGCCGAAGAAAUCUACACCGUCCUGACUACGCCCGUCUUCGGCCGUGACGUUGUCUACGAUUGCCCCAACGCCAAGCUCAUGGAGCAGAAGAAGUUCAUGAAGAUUGCCCUCACCACUGAGGCUUUCCGGUCCUACGUCCCCAUCAUCUCCAACGAGGUCACGUCCUACUACAAGCGCGACUCCGGCUUCAAGGGCGCCACUGGUAUCGUCGACGUGCCGCAAAAGAUGGCCGAGAUCACCAUCUUCACCGCCUCGCACGCGCUCCAGGGCAGCGCCAUCCGCCGCAAGUUUGACGUAUCACUCGCUGCCCUCUACCACGACCUCGACAUGGGCUUCACGCCCAUCAACUUCAUGCUGCACUGGGCGCCGCUGCCGUGGAACCGCCGCCGCGACCACGCCCAGCGCACCGUUGCCAAGAUCUAUAUGGACACCAUCCGUGAGCGCCGCGCCCGCGCCGACGACGAUGGCGAACUCGACAUGAUGAAGCACCUGAUGAACUCGAGCUACAAGAACGGCACGCCCGUACCCGACCACGAGGUUGCGCACAUGAUGAUUGCCCUGCUCAUGGCCGGUCAGCACUCGUCGUCGUCAACGAGCUCCUGGAUCAUGCUUCGCCUCGCUCAGAACCCCAAGAUCAUGGAGGCCCUCUACGACGAGCAGGUCGCCGUGCUCGGUGCGGACCUGCCCCCGUUGCAGUACGAGGACCUCGCCAAGCUGCCCCUCAACCAGGCCAUCAUCAAGGAGACACUCCGCCUACACGCCCCCAUCCACUCCAUCAUGCGCGCGGUGAAGCAGCCCCUGCCCGUGCCCGGCACCAAGUUUGUCAUCCCAACCUCGCACGUCCUCCUUGCCGCUCCCGGCGUCAGCGCCAGCGACCCGACCUUCUUCCCCAACCCGGAUGAGUGGGACCCCUGCCGCUGGCUGCCCGGCUCGCCCAACGCCCCGACCAUCGCCCCGCGCAACGACGACGAUGACGAGAAGAUUGACUACGGCUACGGCAUCGUGAGCAAGGGCGCCGCGUCCCCGUACCUGCCGUUUGGCGCCGGCCGCCACCGCUGCAUCGGCGAGCAAUUCGCCAACGUCCAGCUCCAGACCAUCGUCGCCGAGACCGUCCGCUUGUUCCGGUUCGCCAACGUUGACGGCGGUGACAGCAUUUCCGGCACAGACUACGCCUCGCUCUUCUCGCGGCCCUUGGAACCGGCCAAGGUUCGCUGGACGCGCAGGGACGAGCACUGA